GGGUUGACCAAUCACCGAGCUCAUCGCUGAGGCUUCGCUCAACGCACUCCGCCAUUUUGUAGCGCUUUAAGAAAACUCAGCCAAGCAACAAAGUUGCGGAUCAGAGCUGCUGUUCCUCGGUGUGCAAUGGACGGCCGUCUAGAGACUGAAUUGUAUCCUAUGGGAUCAAGUUACGCAGAAUUAGACGUUGUUCACGAUAUUGCAGUUGGCACGAAGAGAGGAUCUGACGAGCUGUUCUCCUGUGUUUCCAGUGGGCCCUAUAUCAUGAGCACAGCAGCCAACGGCAACGACAGCAAGAAGUUCAAAGGUGAAAUCAGAAGUCCCGCCGCCCCGUCCAGAGUUAUACAUGUCCGGAAGCUACCCAAUGACAUCAACGAAGCAGAGGUCAUCUCCCUCGGCCUUCCAUUUGGCAAAGUCACCAAUCUGCUCAUGCUAAAGGGAAAGAACCAGGCUUUCUUGGAAAUGAAUACCGAAGAAGCAGCACAGACGAUGGUUACUUACUACUCCUCCGUAACGCCCGUCAUCAGAAAUCAUCCCAUCUUCAUGCAGUACUCCAACCACAAAGAGCUGAAAACAGACAACUCACCAAACCAAGUGAGGGCACAGGCAGCACUGCAGGCAGUAAAUGCUGUCCAGACAGGUAGCAUGACUUUAGGUGCUGUUGACCCAUCCGGUAUGACUGGCCCCAGCCCUGUCCUGAGAGUCAUCGUUGAAAACCUCUUCUACCCCGUGACCUUAGAUGUCCUGCACCAGAUCUUCUCCAAGUUUGGCACAGUGCUGAAAGUGAUCACAUUCACCAAAAACAACCAAUUUCAAGCUCUACUCCAGUUUGCUGAUGGCCUGACAGCUCAACAUGCCAAGCUGGCUUUAGAUGGCCAGAACAUCUACAACGGCUGCUGUACCCUGCGCAUUAGCUUUUCCAAACUUACCAGCUUAAAUGUCAAAUACAAUAAUGACAAGAGCCGUGACUACACUCGUCCAGACCUGCCCACAGGGGACAGCCAGCCUGCUCUUGAACAUCACGCUGUGGCUGCUUUCGCUACUCCCGGGAUCAUCUCUGCCUCACCAUACGCGGGAGCACACGCCUUCCCUCCGGCUUUUGCUAUCCAGCAGGCUGCAGGGUUGACAAUACCUGGGGUUCAUGGAGCCCUCGCCUCACUGGCCAUUCCUGGGGCAGCAGCGGCCGCUGCGGCUGCAAGCAGACUCGGCUUCCCCUCCCUCCCCGGCACCCACUGCGUCAUGCUGGUCAGCAACCUGAACCCAGAGAGAGUUACGCCCCACUGCCUCUUUAUUCUCUUCGGUGUAUAUGGGGAUGUAUUGAGAGUGAAAAUCAUGUUCAACAAAAAGGAGAACGCUCUCAUACAGAUGUCUGAUGGGACACAGGCUCAGCUCGCAAUGAGCCAUCUAAGCGGGCAGAAGUUAUACGGCAGGCCCCUGCGCAUCACACUGUCCAAACACACGACUGUCCAGAUGCCACGGGAGGGACAUGAAGACCAGGGUCUUACCAAAGACUACAGCAACUCUCCUCUCCAUCGCUUUAAGAAGCCAGGCUCAAAAAACUACUCCAACAUCUUUCCUCCCUCAUCUACCCUGCACCUGUCUAACAUCCCACCCGCCGUUGUUGAAGAUGACCUCAAGAUGCUCUUUGCUAGCAGUGGUGCUCUCGUCAAGAACUUCAAGUUUUUUCAGAAGGAUCGCAAGAUGGCUCUGAUUCAGAUGGGUUCUGUGGAGGAAGCAAUCGAGUCCCUUAUCCAGUUCCACAACCAUGAUCUCGGAGAAAACCACCAUCUUAGGGUUUCCUUCUCCAAGUCCACCAUUUGAGAUAAAUAUUGUCUAGAAUGGGUGGGAGCGGCCAGUCAUUUUAAACCUAAAUGAGUCUUAAUCACUUAAGCUCACUUCCAUCAUUCCAUUUUUUUAUUUAAGAGGCAUUUUAGUGGAUAUUUACAAAUGUACUUUUAUUUUAUUUUAUUCAAAGUUUUAGAACAGGUAUAUUAUUAGUUUGCCCCGAAAACUGUAUUUAUCACUCCAUCUAUCAUUUACAGUCUAGUUAAGGCUUGUAAAAAUGAUUUCAGUAGAAGCAGAGAUGAACCACUUCAGGCCUUUGAUUCUAUUUGUACCAUUUGUGCCUUCAGAUCUCUAGAACCUCAGUCAAACAUCUGCGACUAAUGUUUGCAAAUCUGUGGUUUACAGUCCAUUUCGUGCCCUCAGGGCCAAACAUUGACACUCCUAUGAGACAUGGGUAAUUUCAUCAGGCUGAUGGUACAGGCCUUAAACUCUGCACCUCUGCGUUAUGUAUCUCCCAGUAGGCUCGUAUUCAUCAUAUCCUCUAGCUUUAGCGUUUAUACUGUAUUUUAGACAUAGAAUGUUUACAGGCAUUUUUCUCCAAGUUACUGCAAUCAUUUGUGGUUAAAUCCUAUAGUGUUGUCAAGAUUUGUAUUGUUUUUAUACUGUGGGCCAUUGCAUGUUGGCUGUGGUCAGUGGAUCAUUAAGUGCUGACCAUUUACUGUUUGUCCUGUAUUUUGCAUAGAUGUUCAGUGUCAGGCUUCAUGUUAUUGUGUCAUAUAGUAGAUUAUUUAAGCUAUUCUACUCCAAUGCCCCAUGUAUUUUAUGUAUUCAUGUACCUAUGUGUACACUACAGCUUGAUACCAAAGCCUUUCCUCCAUGUACCUUCGUAAGAGACAUCCUGACACCUUUUAGCCUCACAACAAACAGCAUGUACAAACAUGUCCUUUCAGAGUGUCUUGACACUUUCCCUUCUUUGUAGAGAACUGUAGUGUGAUGGAAAGAGUUCAAGUGAAUUGGGAUGAGUGAAAGACAUGACUGAUAAUCAGCAGACCUGCUGAAUUGUGCACAUCAUAAUGCUGCGAUCUGACACAAUGGCCUUCAGUGACCUCUGUAAAAUGAGUUUGGGCCUUUGAAAUCUGACAAGUGCCUUUUUAAAAUGUCUUGGUUGACUCACAGCAGUCCAUCCUGGUGACAUUCAGCUGCAUUAACUUUCAAAAGAUGUUUUAUGAAAGGCCUGAUGAUGGCCUCAAUUUGGCACUCAGACCGAAAUUAUAAAGAAAACUGAAUCUACUUUGUUUAUAUUAUAUUCCCGGCAAUGUUUCAUAAUGGAUCAAGUUAUUUUACUUUAAUAUUUUACAUUUUCUCAUUCAGUUCUGUGUUGUUGUUUUUUUUCUUCUUUGUUAUAUGUUUUACAAUUUGUGUGGGACCAAUCAAAAAAAAAAAAAAAAGGUGGCGCUUUAAAAAAAAUGCAAAUGCUCCUUGGAUAUAGAAAAAAGCCGCUUUAUAAUUUUUGAGAACAUUGAUUCUUCACAGUGGCUGGAUAACCUGAUUAUGCAUCCUUGCACAACAUUAAAAACCCUCAAUUUACAACAUCUGCCUUAGAUAAAGUGCUUUUUCUUAUAGUGGACAGAUGAGGUGUAAAUACUAUUUUUGUAUCACAAUGUUAAAAGUUAUGGGUUUUUAUAUUUCCUGAAAACAUGUAUAUUUUGAUUACAGCUAUGGAUCAUCAUCAUGCAAAAAUAUAGUUAAAUAUAAAAUGGUUAAAAAUCAGGAUUACACUGUUUUCAGUCUUUAAUCUUGUUUUUCAUGGCAUUCCUAGUUGUACUUUUUGCCUUCAAUAAAUAUUUCUUUACUCAAGUCUGUAUACAUGACGUUUAUUCAUGUGUCAAUAAAUAAAGGACAGCUGCAAUACUUUUACGAGUGACUUUAUAACUGAAAUGACAUGCAUCACACAAGUACGAAAGAGUUUGGACUAAAAGUUAAAUCAUUCUAUGACCUUUGCGGAAACGCCUCGCGUGGCGUUAUUCCCGAAAUCGGAAUUGAGUAACAACCGUCGUAUUUGCGUUGUAUAUGGUUCAGGCAACAGAAAAUCUCACAAUAACCACAGUCUACAUCAAAAUAAUACAGUAUUAAUGUUUUAACCCUCUGGAAAAGGGAGAGUAGAACGUGUUAAUGGGAACCUGGUCUCGUUGUUAAUUCCCCUCAGGAGACAAUUUACCGUAACACUACGUGUGCUCACUGCUGUCGUCACGUCUUCGAUCAGGAAGAGGAACUGGAUUCAGUCGUUAAAGCGAACUUCAUAUUUGUUUGUGGAUCUUCUCUUGCCUUUAAAAACCACGAACUCAAGCUACUAUGAAACAUCUAAGACUUCUGCCUCUGCUUUUGACUUUGUGGGCAGUUUCUUACGCCGAUGACACGAGCAAUGGGCUGAAGAUCAGUACUACUAAACAACCCGCACUCAAGAACAAUUCCAGCAUCAGCAACAGUACCGAAAAGUCCGAUAAAAACAUCACCACCACUACCAACAACACCAGCAAAAUGGGCUUCGAUGUGAACGGCGCGAUGAUUAACCGGGCUCUAUAUGUUCUUAUCGGGAUCACGGCCAUCGGAGUUCUGUAUUUCUUAGUGAGAGCGGUCCGUCUGAAAAAAAAGGGUGUUCAGAGGAAGAAAUACGGGCUCCUUUCAAACUAUGACGACACAAUGGAGAUGGCCCACCUGGAAAGCGAUGAGGACGAUAACACUGUUUAUGAAGCCAAAUCUUUGAGAAGAUGAAUCUCUGGGGAUGUUUGACACUGCCAUAAAAAGAAUGUAAUGAAGACAAUCCCAUUAUGUACCAAAAUGGUUGUUGAAUGAUUUUGUUGUCGUUUUCAACCAUGAGAGGAUCUAGUCACGAAGCUUGGAUGAUUUUGCUCCAAGAAUUAAAAGUGGAAGGUGUAGUUUUAAACUAGAUGACUACAUUUUGGACUGAUACGACCAAAUAGAUCUUCUUCGAAAUUUCUUGGAAGGUCAUACGUUUUUUUUUUUUGGGUGUGGAAAGAAAGUUGGCAAGAGGAUCAAAACUGUGUUUUGUGCCAAAAUUACUUAUGCAUCAUUUUUAAGGGUUUGAAACUCUUGAGUGAGUCAAUGUGUGUUAAUUAAUAUUGUAAAAAAUAAAAACUUCCCCUCAUUUCCAAUUUACAAACACUGACA
This is a messenger RNA of Megalobrama amblycephala (Wuchang bream), 4974 nucleotides long. It is a transcript of the gene ptbp1b, whose product is annotated as polypyrimidine tract binding protein 1b. Gene Ontology annotation, biological process: regulation of RNA splicing; mRNA processing; regulation of cell differentiation. Gene Ontology annotation, molecular function: mRNA binding. NCBI's taxonomy places the organism in Eukaryota, Metazoa, Chordata, Actinopteri, Cypriniformes, Xenocyprididae. The transcript is spliced from 18 exons. The coding region runs from base 127 to 1821 and encodes 564 amino acids. Gene Ontology annotation, cellular component: nucleus. The record is from RefSeq and is a predicted model, not a curated record.